Microplitis demolitor is the source of this 1348-nucleotide messenger RNA. RefSeq names its product speckle-type POZ protein B-like. Gene Ontology annotation, molecular function: ubiquitin protein ligase binding. The record is from RefSeq and is a predicted model, not a curated record. Gene Ontology annotation, biological process: regulation of proteolysis; proteasome-mediated ubiquitin-dependent protein catabolic process. Gene Ontology annotation, cellular component: cytoplasm. Bases 289 to 1248 code for a protein of 319 amino acids. The transcript has 3 exons. Lineage: Eukaryota; Metazoa; Arthropoda; Insecta; Hymenoptera; Braconidae.
CAUGAAAAUCCACUCAUCUGUUUUUAUUACAAUCAACAAUUUAUUUUUUAAAAGUAAAACAUAAAUAAAUAAACAAUCAACAAUUUAAUUUAUCUCCUCCUUUUAUAUUAUUGUUAUUUCACACUAUCAAUAAUUCAGCAUCAAUUAAAACAAUAAUAUUUAAAAAAAAAUAUUUAACCAGCAUCUGUCAUUGUGAGGCUGAAUUCAACAUCCAGUUUUUAAUUAUUGUAAUUAUUAGUUACCUCGAGCUCGAAAUAAUAACUUUUUUUUUUCUACGUUUUUAUAAAAAUGAGUAUUGAAUUCGAAGAUGUCAAUACAAUACGUUACGAAUGGAAAGCAACAGUAUUCAAAGGAAUUAUUUGUUUAUAUUCCGAUCAAUUUACAAUGAAAGGUAUCAACAACAACAUGUCAUUCAACAUAUGUCUAAUAUUCGGAAUAUAUAAUCCAAAUAAAAUAGACGUGUCCAUAAAAAAAUCAAACAUUGAUCUCGUAAAAGCAACAGUGCAUCUAUCGGUGCCAGAUCAGUGCGAACAAGUCCGCGAAAUCGAUGGUUGGAAAGACAUUUGUUACUUCAAAGACUUCCUGACAUUCCCUGGCCAAUUAAAUAAACGUCAAAUGUACGAUUCAGUUGCUGGUAAUUCGUACGUCUACGACGUCAACAUAGUCUGUAAAAUAACUCUGCACAAUUAUAUUAAAGACGUAUCGCCAAAUAACUUUUACGACGAGCUACAGCAUUUUUUCAAGUCAACAAACUUUAGUGACAUCACACUGAUUGUAGGUGACACUGAAAUUCCAGCUCAUCGAGUUAUUUUAUCAGCAAAUAGUCCAGUAUUUGCUACGAUGCUUCUCUCAGAUAUGAAGCAGUCAAGACAAAAUUUUAUUAGUAUAGAUAAAAUAGAUAUGGAAGUUACUCUGGAGAUGUUGAAUUUUUUUUACAAAGGUGUUACUAAAGCCAGUUUUGAUACAGACUUUGCUCUUAAAAUGUUGGAAGCUUCUGAUAUGUAUCAGGCAAAUAAAUUAAAGAAUAUUUGCGAAAUGACUUUAUUAAGAAAUAUGACUGUUGAAAAUAUUUUAACAAUUGUUGAUAUUGCUGAUGAUUAUAACGCUUUGGAAUUACGUAGAAAUGCUAUAAGAUUUAUCGUUAGUAAUAGUGACAAAGUAUUUGGACUUAAAAAGUUUGAAGAAUUGUUUUACAGAAAGCCGCGAUUGAUGUUUGAGUUAAUGUGUACUAUUGAUUUUAUUCAAUAAUUUAAAUUUACGCGCCAGUUUGUUGAAGGAGACAUUUUUUUGAAUGCGCUCGCGCAGUAUAAUGUUCGCGGCAAACAUCAGCAUGAAAAUGAAGAAUAAU